Periophthalmus magnuspinnatus is the source of this 2439-nucleotide messenger RNA. RefSeq names its product extracellular calcium-sensing receptor-like. The record is from RefSeq and is a predicted model, not a curated record. Gene Ontology annotation, biological process: G protein-coupled receptor signaling pathway. The transcript has 6 exons. NCBI's taxonomy places the organism in Eukaryota, Metazoa, Chordata, Actinopteri, Gobiiformes, Gobiidae. The coding region runs from base 16 to 2439 and encodes 807 amino acids. Gene Ontology annotation, cellular component: membrane. Gene Ontology annotation, molecular function: G protein-coupled receptor activity.
CAUGUCUGUAAGAUCAUGGGCAGUCCAGAAUUACCUCUUCUGUCCAAACCUGGAGAUGUCAUUAUUGGAGGAGCUUUUUCUAUACAUAGCCAAGUGUCGCAGCAUCCACUUCUGUUCACUGACAAACCUACUGACAUGGAAUGUUCUAGUGUUAACCUCAGAGAAUUCCGGUUUGCUCAGACCAUGAUAUUUGCCAUAGAGGAAAUCAACCAAAAAGGCCUUCUCCCAAACAUUUCCAUUGGAUAUCGGAUUUAUGACAACUGUGGCUCCACUUUGAAGUCCAUGCGGAGUGUCAUGGGCCUGAUGAAUGGAGGGGCAGCGGAGAGCAGCGACAGAUGCUCUGGUCAGGCCUCUGUCCAUGCUGUUAUAGGAGAGUCUGAGUCAUCUUCUACUGUGAUCCUGUCCCGCACCACUGGCCCAUUUGAGCUACCAGUGAUUAGUCACUCAGCUACAUGUGAGUGCCUUAGCAACAGAAAAGAGUACCCAUCUUUCUUCAGGACUAUUGCCAGUGACCUCCACCAAAGCCGCGCUCUGGCCUACCUCGUCAAGUACUUUGGCUGGACAUGGGUUGGCACAGUAAAUAGUGACAGUGAAUACGGCAAUAACGGAAUGGCUAUUUUUCUUGCUGCCGCCCAGGAAGAAGGAAUCUGUGUGGAAUAUUCCGAGAAAUUCCACAGAACUGAACGAGAGAAGUUGAAGAAAGUGGUUGAAGUUGUCCGGAAAGGCACGGCAAAAGUCAUCAUUGGAUUUCUCUCCCAUGUGGAAAUGAAUGAAUUCUUAGAAGAAAUGAGUUUGCAAAAUGUCACAGGUCUGCAGUUCAUUGGUGUGGAGAGCUGGAUGACUGCAGACAGCCUUAUUACACCCACCAGCUUUAGCGUGCUAGGGGGUGCUCUCGGAUUCGCUGUACCAAAAGCAAAUAUCACAGGUCAUGAUAGCUUCCUACUCCGAGAAUACUGGGAGACAGAUAUAAUGUGCAGAUACGCCAGGGGAAAUGGGAUGGAAACUGCGAAAUGUAAAGACGACCAUUUUUUGUAUGAGCUGAAAGACCAUGUGGAAGAUGUAGCAGAACUGAGGUAUUCCACAAACAUCUACAAGGCCGUCUACGCAGUGGCUCACGCUCUGCUCAGUUUACUUAAGUGUUCUGAGCAUCAGGGCUGUGACAAGACUGUGGCCAUCACACCGGGCCAGGUUGUUAAGUCUCUGAAGAUGGUCAAUUUUACCAUCAAGACUGGAGACCAAGUUUGGUUUGACCGCACUGGGGCUGCUGUGGCUCGAUAUGAGGUCAUAAACUGGCAGCGUGGGUCAAAUGGAUUAAUUGAAUUUAAACCUGUUGGACAUUAUGAUGCCUCUCAGCCUCCGGGCCAGAGGUUUGUCCUACAAAGUGAGGAAAUAACAUGGCCAGAAGGGAAGCAACAGGUCCCAGUGUCACAGUGCAGUGAAAGUUGCCAUCCAGGAACUCACAAAGUUUUGCAGAAAGGGAGGCCUGUUUGUUGCUAUGACUGUUCCCCAUGUCCAGAAGGAGAGAUUAGCAACAGAACAGAUUCUAAUGGGUGCAUUAAGUGUCCUGAGGAAUACUGGUCCAAUGAAAACAGAACUAUGUGUGUUAUCAAAAGCAUAGAGUUCUUGUCUUUCAGUGAUGUCAUGUGCAAAGUACUUGUGUUUUUCACUGUCCUCGGAGCAGGGCUAACCAUAUCAGCAGCCAUUUUGUUUUUCUAUCACAAAGACACUCCCUUAGUAAAGGCCAAUAACUCUGAGCUGAGCUUCCUGUUGCUUCUCUCUCUGAGCCUGUGUUUCCUGUGCUCUCUCACCUUCAUCGGCCGUCCCUCUGAGUGGUCCUGCAUGCUGCGCCACACUGCGUUCGGUAUCACCUUUGUCCUCUGUAUCUCUUGUGUUCUGGGGAAGACUAUAGUGGUGCUGAUGGCCUUCAGAGCUACACUUCCAGGAAGUAAUGUCAUGAAAUGGUUCGGGCCUGUUCAGCAGAGACUCAGUGUGCUGGCUUUCACACUAGUACAAGUUGUAAUCUGUAUCUUAUGGUUAACAAUAAACCCCCCCGUCCCUUUUAAAAAUAUGAGCCACUAUAAAGAAAAGAUCAUACUUGAGUGUGCACUUGGAUCAGCCAUUGGUUUCUGGGCAGUUCUUGGAUACAUAGGUCUGUUAGCUUUGUUGUGUUUUGUGUUGGCCUUUUUGGCUCGUAAACUUCCUGAUAACUUUAAUGAAGCCAAGUUCAUCACCUUCAGCAUGUUGAUUUUCUGUGCAGUCUGGAUCACUUUUAUCCCAGCUUAUGUCAGCUCUCCGGGAAAGUUUACUGUCGCCGUGGAGAUAUUUGCUAUUCUGGCUUCAAGUUAUGGAUUAUUGUUUUGCAUUUUCGUCCCAAAAUGCCAUGUUAUUGUAUUUAAACCUGAACUGAACACCAAAAAAUUCCUCAUGGGAAAAACAUGA